CUAUAAAUACCACUUCCAUCCCUUAUACUUCCUCACACCAAUACCAAUUCUCUCUUAGCUUCAAUCCCUUACAUUUUAGCUGCUAUUUCCUUGAUCAGUUUUUAAGCUCUUAAUCAAAAUCAUCAAGUCAUCAUGGGUGUCUUCACAUACGAAUCUGAGUUUAACUCUGUCAUCCCACCACCUAAGUUGUUCAAGGCCUUUGUCCUUGAUGCCGACAACCUCAUCCCCAAGAUUGCCCCACAAGCUGUGAAGAGUGCCGAAAUUGUUGAGGGAGAUGGAGGUGUUGGAACCAUCAAGAAGAUCCACCUUGGUGAAGGAAGUGAGUAUAGCUACGUCAAGCACAAGAUUGACGGAAUUGACAAAGACAACUUUGUGUACAACUACAGCAUAAUCGAAGGAGACGCUAUCGGAGACAAGAUUGAGAAAAUCUCCUAUGAGAUUAAGUUGGUGGCAUCCGAGGGCGGUUCCAUCAUCAAGAGCACCAGUCACUACCACACCAAGGGUGAGGUCGAGAUCAAGGAGGAGCAUGUAAAGGCUGGAAAAGAAAGAGCCGCUGGUCUGUUCAAGCUCAUUGAAAACCACCUUGUGGCCCAUCCUGAGGAAUACAACUAAAACUGUUGAUCUCUAUGAUUGAGGCAACAAUUAGUAUUGUGUCACUCUGUUUUCUCUGUUUAUUGGUGUGUCUUUAAGUUCCCUUUUUCUUUUCUACCAUCCCCAAGCUGUCUCUGGCUUGCACAUUGGGGUUAUGACUGAACUUGCAACAAUCUUGUAUUUGAUUCCACUUUCAAUAAAUAAAAGAGACAUCAUUUGUUAAGACCAAA
Molecule: messenger RNA, 821 nt
Organism: Rosa chinensis
Lineage: Eukaryota; Viridiplantae; Streptophyta; Magnoliopsida; Rosales; Rosaceae
Product: major strawberry allergen Fra a 1-3
Exons: 2
Coding region: 133-612 (159 amino acids)
Biological process (GO): defense response; abscisic acid-activated signaling pathway
Cellular component (GO): nucleus; cytoplasm
Molecular function (GO): abscisic acid binding; signaling receptor activity; protein phosphatase inhibitor activity
Source: RefSeq, a predicted model, not a curated record